AUGGCGGGAGGAGAAGGUCUCCGAGUUUCUUGGAUGGCCGCAGAGGUGGUAUUCUUCGACGUGGAGACGACCGUCCCCAACCAGCCGGGCAGGAGGUUCUGGAUUAUGGAGUUUGGGGCCAUUCUCGUUUGCUCUCGGAGGUUCGUGGAGUUGGACAGCUACUGCACCCUCAUACGGCCGGGGGACCUCAUGGCGGCGCCGGAGACGUCGGGGAGGAGCGACGGCAUCACCCGCGGCGCCGUCGCCGCCGCGCCGACGUUCGAGGAAGUGGCAGAUCGGAUAUUCGACGUGCUCAACGGUGAGUAUGGAAGAGGAGGUUUGAAGCUGGUGUGUGGAGUGGGGAGAUUGAGCUCUCCAUGUGUUUAGUGGAUUUAAAAGCGAUGAAAUGACAGGGAGAGUGUGGGCGGGGCAUAACAUCCAGCGCUUCGACUGUGCGAGGAUCAGGGAGGCCUUCGCAGACGCCGGACGCGCUCCUCCGAUGCCCGCGGGGAUCGUCGACUCCUUGACGAUAUUAAAUCAGCAGUUCGGUCGUAGGGCCGGGAACCUCAAGGUGGCCAAGAUCUCUACUCCUCGUCGUCAUCAUCAUCAUCAUCAUCAUCAUCUCUCUCUCUCUCAACACUCGUCUCAAUUCUCUCUCUCUUCAUGUCUCUCUCUCCUUCUAUCUCUGACCACCCUCUCUCGAUCUCAUUCUCUCCCUCUCUCUGGAGAUCAUUCUAAUAUAGUAAUAAAAGCUAAUAAAUACAUGAAAAUAAAUGGGUAUUUUUCAGUACCAACAAAUGAUAUCAGGGAUAUGAUUUCUAACCAUAUUUUUUAUAUCUUCGGUUUGUUUUUCCUCCUCGAAGUUACGUUAAUUUUCUUCAAAGAGCAUUAUGAGUAGGAUCAAAUAUUAAUAUAAUGGCUCGAACAAGUAUUCCUUUACUUCUCGGGAAUGCAGGUGAUCAUCACCCCAUUUGAUGUAUUUUUUAAAAAUUCAUGUCUUCAAUUUCCUUUCAGAUGGCAACCUUGGCCUCUUACUUUGGGCUCGGAAAACAGAAGCACAGGUAACAGCUAAGCUUAAGAAGCCUAAUUUUUAUACGUCUCAAUGCACCGGCUACCCGAGGGCCCAUGUUAUCUUACGGUUACCUGGAUUACUGAGUGACUGACUAUCUCUCUCUCUCACUCGUCGAUGUUCUGACGUUUCAUCACUGACGCAGGAGCCUGGAUGACGUCCGAAUGAACUUGGAGGUCUUCAAGUAUUGUGCCACAGUAUUAUUACUCGUAAUAUUCUAUCACUAGCCAUAUUUUCAAUGUGCAGAUUUUAUCCACGACAAAAUAUAUAAUAUUUGUUCCUAAGAAAACGGGAAAAAAUAUCAAAACUUUCUCAUUUUGAAGUCAUACACCUUUCAAAAUAUGAAUUACUCGUAUCAAUAGGGUUUCUAUGAGAACGACAUGGACGAGUAAGUAGUUCAGAGGAACCCUGCACCCGGCAAUCCCUGCCAGCACAGAGGAGUUUUCAAACCCAAGGAAUUUCCGGCGGAGCUUCUGAGUGCAGCCCGGGGGCUGCGCUGCCGCCAAAGAUUUCCUUCGUCCUGCAUGCUCAUGUGGACUCCGUGGAUAUCUCGCAGGAAUCGAGCCUGCCGCAGGUUUUAUCGAACGACGGAGGCGUCCAUGGCCCGGCUGUUCUAACGAGGAGCAGGGCCCGCGGGGAGGAGCUGGCUGGGAAGUCUCCUCCCCGCUGCCCCACACCCCCGCCGCCGCAGCCGCCGUCGCGGAGACCUACUCGCAACGGGAAGAAGGAGAAGCUCGCCGGAAAGGUCGUCGGCCACUCCUCUGAUUCCCUCUCCCUCUGACCGUCUGAAGAAUGACGAGACCCAUGGAAACCCUCGUGCAGGCGAUCGAGGCGGCGAAGGGGAUGGCGAGGUGCGCAGGCCAAGGGAGGCCGCCCUCCCUCGCCGGCCUUCUCAGGCACUCCGGGGCUCUGAUCAGAUGAGAGCUUCUUCCGGUUUUUCCCUGUUUCUUUCGUUGGUCAGAUUGUAAUUUUGUUGCGAAAAAAAUAUUAUUUUCAUUCUAAAUUGACAAAUGGGAUUGUUGGUGGACCGCAAGGGCUCGAUCGCUAGCUCAGUGUCAAAAUAGGGCCCGAAUAGAAAGAUCGCUAGUUCAUGUGGCUGCUGCAUGAGUAUACUUUAAACUUUGGUUCAUUUCUUUUAUAUAAAAAGUAA
This is a messenger RNA of Spirodela intermedia, 2198 nucleotides long. The record is from the annotation of a GenBank genome assembly. NCBI's taxonomy places the organism in Eukaryota, Viridiplantae, Streptophyta, Magnoliopsida, Alismatales, Araceae.